GCUCCCCUCCCACCCCUUGGCUAAACAAAAAAAUGCUGACUCCACUCAGAUCCUUUGCUCUAGCUGUAUAGUUAUCAUCUGGGAAAACCUUCCCCCUUUAGCAACAGCAGCUAAAGGAAUACUUGGAAUACCAAAGUAGUUUUUGCAGUGACUUCUUUUUGCACUCUCAAUUCUCACCCGCCUCUAAAGAACUUAUCAGAAUCUAAAUCCAUCUGGUCUCAGAAGUGGAAAGCUCUUCUCUAAGCCGAGGAAAGAUGUUUAUUAAAGUUCAAUUCUUCAUCUUCAUUCUAGGGAGCGUGCCUUUCAUAGCAUUUGCUGAAGAAGCAAGUGCAAUUCUAGAGGGAGAAGAAAGUGCAACAAUUGAUUUCAAAGACAGAAAUGACACAGAGUUUGAAGAAUCACCAACCCUGCUGCCCACAAGUCUACACAGUGUAACAAAUCUCUUGGAGUUUGGACAACUAAUGACCACAGAAAGUGCAUUUGCCCUGCCGGAAGACAGUGACAAUUCUACAGACAAUGAAGUUAACACAGAAAGUGUUGAUGGUGGACUGGGUGGGGAGCAACCAGAGAAAACUGAGAAAGGUGGUCUGGAAACAAUUGCACUUGUUGGAAUAAUUAUUGGAAUCAUAGUAGGUGUUGGAAUCCUUGCAGGAAUCAUAAUCGCUGUUGUAAGGAAGAUGUCAGGCAGGUACUCGCCCUGAAAAUAGUUGAAAAAGCAACCAAGCCAUUCUAUGCCAGUAAAUACAUAGCAAGUGCUUCUUACUUUAUAAGAACUGAAGACUAUUCCUGUAUUGGUGUGAGAAGAUGAUCCAUGGAAAAUAUGGUUGAAGAAUUCCAGAUCUAUGGGGAUCCCACACAACUCUCCCAAAGACUAUUUUCUACAGACUACAGAAAAUGGAACAUUUGCAUAGGAUUUUUAUUAACCAGGAGUUUACUAGAAGAAUGAAAAAAGAUCAUUCAGUAGGAAAAAACUCCAGCAGCAGCAACAUUUACAUCUGAAAUAUGAUUUGCAGGUAAUGUAUGCUAGCUUGAUUUUAAAUGCUGCUGGCAAAGACUAUUCCACAUCACAUUUUAUGCAUUUCUUUAAAAAAUACAUCCAGAAUCUUUUCUGUCAAGUGUUUUGGCUGGUUAAGUGCUUAUGGCAUGUUCAUCUAGUGAACAUAUAGUUUGGCAAGAUUUGAAAUUUCCUACCAAAAAGAAGGAAUUGCUUCAGAGAGAAAUAAUUAUAUACAAAUUCAGAAAACAUUAGGUACUGGAAGCUAAAAUCUUUCCACUAUUGAUACCGAUUUUUUGCUGUUGAUACUUACGUUAUUGUGUGACAAAGUGUGAUAGGUCCAGCUGGAACUGACCUACCAACUGAAAGCUUGUGCAUCUGACUGCUGUGACAAGAAUUUCCUGCCUCCUCUUGUUGCAGAGACACAGGGAUUGAAAUACACAUCCUGAAUUAAAGGGUGCUUGGAAAAUACCCAGUUUUGAUGGGUCAACUUUAACCAGUUACUCAGCACGCUUUAGAGCUGAUGUGUAAAAGCUUUUGAAUUAAUGUAUAUGUGUUUUCUUUAUAACUGUCUCAUUUUCCAGCAGGGUAGCCUGCUUGAUCACGUGUGCCCGAUACUAGAUAUGAGCAUGUUAGUGAGGUAUAAAGCAUUUUUGGACUCUACAGCUUUCCACUAAGGCAUAUUAAGUGCAGCAGUACCUGAACACGCAGAGUUCAGAGUAAAAGCUUUGCAUGCCAAAUGGCUGCAAUGCAUCGUGUUUUCUAAACUAAGGCAUUAAAUGUUUGGUGUAAAAAUCAUUAAAGUCCAUAUGGUCAAUAUGUAUUAAACAAUUUAUCUAGA
This is a messenger RNA of Anas platyrhynchos (mallard), 1835 nucleotides long. RefSeq names its product podoplanin (gene PDPN). Gene Ontology annotation, biological process: positive regulation of platelet aggregation; cell adhesion; signal transduction. Gene Ontology annotation, cellular component: apical plasma membrane; basolateral plasma membrane; lamellipodium. The record is from RefSeq and is a predicted model, not a curated record. Lineage: Eukaryota; Metazoa; Chordata; Aves; Anseriformes; Anatidae.